Messenger RNA from Mytilus trossulus (common blue mussel), 522 nucleotides. RefSeq lists its product as uncharacterized. The transcript is spliced from 4 exons. Lineage: Eukaryota; Metazoa; Mollusca; Bivalvia; Mytilida; Mytilidae. The record is from RefSeq and is a predicted model, not a curated record. The coding region runs from base 15 to 491 and encodes 158 amino acids.
CUGCGGUAUUCAUUAUGAUAUUUGUAACUUACGUUCUGUUUGUACUUCUUUUGGUGCGAUGUUUUGCGGACGAUUGCAGCUACCCGUACCGUCGAGUUGGUAAAGGAUGUUAUCUUAUACAAAAAGAUAAUAUAUCGGCUGAUGACGCUUUUGCUAAAUGUUUACGGCGUGGCGCAUAUUUGGCGAACUUUGAAACCCUAAACGAAGCAUUGCUCAUGAAGUAUGAACUAUUAAAAAUGAACUCAGGUGUUCACUAUUAUGUAGGUGGACGUAACAUCAAUAGAUAUAAGCCCGGUGGAGAUUGGAGAUGGAUCAAGAAGAACGGAGACACGGUCAAGAUGACUUACUUUGCAUUUGAUAAAGCGGAACCAAAUGGAUCACUAAGUGCACCACAAGAUUGCAUGUUUUUCUAUGCUGCAAGGGGAUACAGAUUCCACAAUGUUUGGUGUGCAAUGGGUGAUUUACUCGGCGGAUACAUUUGCGAAAAAUAAAUUGAAUUAUAAAAUAUUGAGAUUUUUUGUA